AUGGCUGUUGGUAUUGUCCUGCCUGGCAUCGCUGGCCUGGUCGUGGCAUUCGUGCUUUACGCCUUUCUCUUCAUCGGAAGGCGGGAGAAGGGCCUCCCUCCCGGGCCCCCCACCGCCCCCAUCAUCGGCAAUCUCCACCAGAUCCCGACCAAAGGCUCAUACCUGACCUUCACGGCAUGGGCGCGCCAAUACGGCGGUAUCUUCUCGCUCAAGCUGGGGCCCGGCACGGCCAUCGUGCUCACCUCGCGCACGCACAUCAAACAGCUCAUCGACAAGAAGUCGACCAUCUAUUCGGACAGGCCGCACAGCUACGUCUCGCACAACCUGAUCACGGGCGGCGACCACGUGCUGAUCGCCCACUACGGCAAGACGUGGCAAAAGUACCGCAAGACCAUCCACCAGCACUUCAUGGAGUCGAUCGUGAACAGGGACCAUCUGCCGCUGCAGCACGCCGAGGCCACGCAACUGCUGCACGACAUGCUCACCGCUCCUCACCAACACAUGGAGCACCCGAAGCGGUACACCAACAGCAUCGCGUGCGCGACCAUCUGGGGCGUGCGCUCGCCCCGGGUCGACACAGAGCACAUGCGCCGCCUGUACGAGCUGAUGGAGGACUGGUCCGUGGUCAUGGAGCCCGGGAAUACGCCGCCGGUCGAUAUAUUCCCACUCUUGCAUUACAUACCCGAAAAGGUGUUUGGGAAUUGGCGCAGCAGGGCUAGCCACGUGGGCGACGCCAUGAACGCCUUGUACAACGACAUGCUCACUGGGCUGGAGAGAAGGAGGGAGGCCGUGGGUAGUAAAAACUCGUUCAUGGACAGGGUGUUGGAUCAGAAGGACAAGCUCGAGCUGAACAGGCACCAGCUGUACUUUCUGGGCGGGACCAUGAUGGAGGGCGCGAGCGACACGAGCUCCAGUAUCAUCCUUGCCGCGAUCCAGGCCUUCACCAAGUGGCCUGACGUGAUGCGGAAGGCGCAAAAGGAGAUUGAUUCCGUCAUGGGCGAGGAUCGGUCACCUACGUGGUCCGACUACGCGCAGCUGCCCUACGUGGCUGCCACGGUCAAGGAAGCCAUGCGCUGGAGACCAGUGACGCCACUGGGUUUCCCACAUGCUGUCGACCAGGAUGACUGGAUCGACGGGUACAAAAUCCCCAAGGGCUCUGUAAUCUUCAUCAACGCGUGGGGUCUCCACCACGACGAGCAGCGCUUCCCGAACCCCGAUACUUUCGAUCCCGACCACUUCAAGGGUGUCACGGCGUUAGCAUCAGAACUGGCUCAAUCUGUCAAUCCAGAAGACAGGGACCACUACGGGUACGGCUCAGGCAGACGCCUGUGUCCGGGCAUCCAUCUAGCCGAGAGAAACCUUUUCCUCGGCAUCUCCAAGCUCCUGUGGGCAUUCGACUUUGCGCCGGGUACAGAUGGUCAGGGGAAGCCCACCAUGCCCGACACGAAUCCCACAACGGGCUACAGUGAAGGGUUUCUGGUGUGUGCAAAGCCUUACGCCCUGGAAGUCAAAGUGAGAUCCGAGAAGAGGCGGGAGACUAUACUCAAGGAAUUCGAGGAUGCCAAGAGAGAUGUCCUCUCGGCCUUUGAUGGCUAA
This is a messenger RNA of Cladophialophora yegresii CBS 114405, 1596 nucleotides long. RefSeq lists its product as uncharacterized. The record is from RefSeq and is a predicted model, not a curated record. Bases 1 to 1596 code for a protein of 531 amino acids. NCBI's taxonomy places the organism in Eukaryota, Fungi, Ascomycota, Eurotiomycetes, Chaetothyriales, Herpotrichiellaceae. Gene Ontology annotation, molecular function: monooxygenase activity; heme binding; iron ion binding. The transcript has 4 exons.